Messenger RNA from Fraxinus pennsylvanica, 1845 nucleotides. Lineage: Eukaryota; Viridiplantae; Streptophyta; Magnoliopsida; Lamiales; Oleaceae. The record is from the annotation of a GenBank genome assembly.
AUGGUGGCUGAAACUGUGAAGAGACCCUUAAUAGAAGGAGAAGCUGAAAAUGCACAGAAUGCAGGCUGGCUGGAGAAAUUGCCUGCAUGUUAUAUACAAAAGAUUUUUAAACAGCUCGAAAAUAAUUUCCUUGCAGCUUAUGAACAUCCAGGACAGUAUCGAUACCCUUUCAUAAGACCAGCAAGUUCAUUCACCCAACCGCCAUCCGCAGCCGCGUCCCGUUCAUGGAGAGGCGCAAGCAAGACCUAUGACUACAUAAUCAUUGGCGGUGGCACGGCCGGCUGCCCACUCGCGGCCACCCUAUCGCAAAACUUCAGUGUGCUGUUACUCGAAAGAGGCGGAACCCCUUUUGCCAAUGGAAAUGUAUCAUUUUUGCAGAAUUUUCACAUUUCCUUAGCCGAUACAUCGCAAACGUCUGCAUCACAAGUAUUUAUUUCCACCGAUGGAGUCUUUAAUUCCAGGGCUAGAAUCUUGGGUGGAGGUACCUGCAUCAAUGCAGGAUUUUACACCAGAGCAAGCUCAAGUUAUAUUAAGAGAGUAGGGUGGGACACAAAACUGGUGAAUGAGUCAUAUCCAUGGGUUGAGAAUCAAAUUGUGCAUAGGCCAGAGCUUGUGCCGUGGCAGAGAGCAUUUAGGGACGGCCUUAUAGAAGUUGGAAUCUCACCUUUCAAUGGAUUCACCUAUGAUCAUCUAUAUGGAACCAAAAUUGGUGGAACUAUUUUCGACAGGUUCGGUCGCCGUCAUACUGCCGCUGAGCUCCUCGCCUCUGCAAAUCCCGAUAAUCUCCAUGUUUUAGUACAUGCAACAGUCCAAAGGAUUGUGUUUGACAAAACAGGUAAAAGACCUCGGGCUGUUGGAGUUGUUUUCAAAGACGAAAACGGGAAGCAACACAAAGCAUUUCUUUUGAAGAGGCCGAGGAGUGAAAUUAUCGUGUCAUCGGGAGCAAUUGGGAGCCCUCAACUGCUGCUGCUUAGUGGGAUCGGCCCAAAGGCAGAUCUCGAAAAAUUGAACAUAUCUGUGGUUCUUGACAAUGAAUUUGUAGGCAAGGGCAUGGCUGAUAACCCUCUCAACACAAUCUAUAUCCCAACAAAUAGGCAUAUCAAACAGUCUUUAAUACAAGUUGUAGGAAUUACUAAGUUGGGAGUGUACAUUGAAGCUAGCAGUGGAUUUGGCCAGUCCAUGGAUAGCAUUCAUUGGAACAAUGGAAUUGUUUCUGCUGAGAUAGGACAGCUAUCUACCAUUCCUCCAAAGCAAAGAUCACAUGAAGCAGUUCAAGAAUACAUAAAAAGAAAGAGAAACAUCCCACAUGAGGCAUUUAUGGGAGGUUUCAUCCUAGAAAAGAUUGCAUGGCCCCUGUCAACAGGCCAACUCAGCUUGCUCAACACAAAUGUAGACGAUAACCCAUCCGUCACCUUCAACUAUUUCAACCACCCGUACGACGUAGCACGAUGUGUGGACGGUAUUCGCCUAACUGAGAAGAUUUUGAAGUCCAAACACUUCAAAAACUACACGCAGUGUGACAAGGAGACAGUCGAAAAGAUACUAAACAUGAGUGUUCAUGCCAAUGUUAAUCUUAUUCCUAAGCAUACCAAUGACACAAAAUCCCUAGAGCAGUUUUGUAAAGACACUGUUAUCACAAUUUGGCACUACCAUGGAGGGUGCCAUGUGGGCAAGGUGGUAAGCCAUGAUUAUAAGGUACUCGGGGUUGAAAGACUUCGUGUUAUUGAUGGCUCAACUUUCGCUGGCUCCCCCGGCACCAAUCCUCAAGCUACGGUGAUGAUGAUGGGCCGGUACAUGGGAGUGAAGAUAUUGAGAGAGAGACUAGGGAAAGCAGCUGGAGUAUAA